UCUUUUGGUAAAAGUUUCAGUAGUGUUUUUAAAUCCUCUUUGUGUAGGUGGUGGUGAAAAUAUUAAAAAAAAAUGAAUGACGAGGAACAAAAAAUGGCCAUUCUGCGCAAGGCUUUCCAAAUGUUUGACACCAAAAAAUGUGGCCACAUCGAAACAAUUAAAAUCGCUACCAUCUUGAACACUAUGGGUCAACUCUUCGAUGAAACCGAAUUGAACAAUCAAAUUACAAUAAAUGAUCCUGACCGCAGCGGACAAGUAAAUUUUGAUGGUUUUUGUGGCAUUGCUACACAUUUUCUUGAAGAAGAUGACGAUGAGUCGACGCAACAGGAACUAAAAGAAGCCUUUAGAUUGUACGAUAAAGAAGGGAAUGGUUACAUCACUACUGCUACCCUUAAAGAAAUCUUAAGAGCACUUGAUGACAAGCUAAAUGCUAGAGAAUUAGAUGGAAUUAUUGCUGAAAUUGAUACAGAUGGUUCAGGAACAGUCGACUUUGACGAAUUUAUGGAAAUGAUGACUGGUGAUUAAACAUUUUUAAAAGCACAUUUAAAUAAUAGGUAAUGAAACUAAUGACCGUCAUUUUGGUUUGAUCUACUUCUAGACCAAAAUACACGCCUUACUGAAAAUACAUAAGUAAUCACAAAGUGAUUUUUUUACAGAAUAAAAUUUAUACUUACGUUAAUGAAUGGAUAAAUAAAUGAUGAAAUAUGAAUCUUAUAUAUAG
Molecule: messenger RNA, 721 nt
Organism: Psylliodes chrysocephalus
Lineage: Eukaryota; Metazoa; Arthropoda; Insecta; Coleoptera; Chrysomelidae
Source: the annotation of a GenBank genome assembly